AUGCUCCUGACCUCGGUCCUGACCCUUGCCCUGGCCGCCCUCGGCACCGCCUCCGAGGCCCCGGCCCAGAACGAAAACGAAGCUCGCGCUCCCUACCUGGCCAUCCUCUGGAGCCAGCCCAACUUCCGCGGCGCCUCGCUCAACAUCUACAACCGCGACGCCGGGCGCUGCAUCAACCUCUACCGCCCUCUCCGCGAGGACGUGCAGUCCAUCAAGAUUGACCGCCAUGACCGCGACUCCUGCGUCCUCUACGACUACGCCAACUGCCGCGGCGCCUCUCGCAAGUACACCCGCGACGACCGGAACAUCCGCAACAAAAAGGUCAGCUCCGUGCGCUGCAGCCGCGGCCGCUAA
Ustilaginoidea virens is the source of this 354-nucleotide messenger RNA. RefSeq lists its product as uncharacterized. The record is from RefSeq and is a predicted model, not a curated record. NCBI's taxonomy places the organism in Eukaryota, Fungi, Ascomycota, Sordariomycetes, Hypocreales, Clavicipitaceae. The transcript is spliced from 4 exons. The coding region runs from base 1 to 354 and encodes 117 amino acids.